AGCGCUUCUGACUUUCACUAAGACACAAUAAGAAUGAAGCCUUUUGACCACAAAUAGAAUAUUUUGUUCCUUUAUGCCCUUUUCUUCUCUUCUGACCACUUGAAAAAAAAAAAUGGCUGAAUCACACAGGCUGACAACGCAGGGCAGGAAGAGAUGGAGUUUACCACAGAGACAUGAGACGGAUCAGAACAAGUCAGGUCCUCGAUGCCUGGAUGGAGAAGCUGAGAAAAAACUGGCUGUCCCUUUCAGAGGUCACAUCUCAGGAGGACUGCAGCCAGGAAAGAAGGUGAUAGUGGUUGGGAUGGUGGACCCCAGGCCGGAUCGAUUCUACGUUGCUUUGACGUGUGGCCGUGGGACAUCCAAGGAGCCUCCCCCUAAUGUAGCCCUGGAGCUCUGUGUUCGCUUUAAGGACCGACAAGUCCUGCGAAGAGCCUGCAUGUCGGGUUCCUGGGGCGAGGUGGAGAGAGCGGUCCCGUUUUUUCCCUUCAUCAAGGAUCAGCCCUUUAAGAUGGAGUUCCACUGCGAACAGAGCAGACUUCGAGUGUUUGUAGACGGACAGAAGCUGUUUGACUUCACCCACAGAGUGCUGCCCCUCAGUGACAUCGACACUUUAUGGAUCAAAGGAAGCCUAACCAUCACAAAACUGGCUUAAAACUAAAUUAUUCCGUUCUGGAUUUCUAUAUGCCACUUGAAAACACCACAAAAUGUAUAUAUUUAUUUAAAAAAGAUUUUUAUUGCCUAUGUUUAUAAAAUGGUUAUAGUUUUUUUUUUUUUUUUUUUGGUCAGUCCAGUUAUGACUAUAAUUAACACUUUACUGCUCACGUUAAUCAUACUUUUAUUGGUAGAUGAUUUAAGCAAUGAAACUUGUAUUUUCUCUAAAUCAAUGAAGUUUUAAUAAUUUUUUAUUAUUCUAUCUGUGUCUAAUUCCAACCAUUUGUCUCGUUUGAAACUUGACAGUUAAUAUAAAAACCCUUUUGGGGUUACUACCUCAGUCCACGGCUAAUGAAGUCCAGUUUUCAGGAGUUCAUUUAAAAAUGCAAACUCUAUUUUUUUAUAUUAUUAUUAUAAAAAGUUAAUCCUAAUAUUGUUUUGUAAGAGAAUCAGGAGAAAGCUACUUUUCUUUGUGCAUAUUUUUACUGAAUGUAUAUUAUGCUUUAGUCAUUUUUUUUAAAUAAAGGUAUAGAAUACUG
Cyprinodon tularosa is the source of this 1190-nucleotide messenger RNA. Its product is annotated as galectin-related protein-like. The record is from RefSeq and is a predicted model, not a curated record. Bases 113 to 652 code for a protein of 179 amino acids. The transcript is spliced from 6 exons. Gene Ontology annotation, molecular function: carbohydrate binding. NCBI's taxonomy places the organism in Eukaryota, Metazoa, Chordata, Actinopteri, Cyprinodontiformes, Cyprinodontidae.